Messenger RNA from Brassicogethes aeneus, 2997 nucleotides. The record is from the annotation of a GenBank genome assembly. NCBI's taxonomy places the organism in Eukaryota, Metazoa, Arthropoda, Insecta, Coleoptera, Nitidulidae.
ACCAAAGCCAAAUUAAUUACAUUUUUAACUACGAAUUUCGACAACUCAACUUGACAACUGCACAAUGUAACCUACAAUAAUUUAUACAUAACCACAAUUACCAGAGACAAUUACAUUUAUAACUAGCUUAGUUUGUUUUAAUCAAUGCGACCAACUUGACAACUGUAUUUACCAACCAAAACCCAAAAUUUGCAACGUUGCCGCAAAAUCUGAACAGAGCACACUGCGAUAAACGCUGCCAUAAAUAUAAAUAAAUCCACGCUGAUAAAUUUGAAUUUCCCGCUCUUACAGUGUUGUUAUCAUGACGUUUCGCUCGAAGUUAUUUUAGGAAUUUCGUAUAAUUCGGAAGUAAAUAAGCGAUAUUUUCCCACGCGAAAAGUUUUGUCGCCUAAUCUAAUUUUCGUGUGGGCCGUCUUUCGUCAAGGAUUUAAAAUAUGACGAGCAGCAAAAAAAUGUCAAUUUAAUUUAGGUUACUUAUCUGUCAAAAUACUUUUAUAUAUGCAGCUAUUAGAUAUAUUAAGACUGGUAAUUAUAAAAUUUGCUUUGCCAAACUCUAUAAAUAGACCUAAACUAGAUAUUUUAAGGCUAAAAUAGUUUUAUAGGUUAUUUUAUUGCAUUUUAUUGUUGUUCGCUGUAGUGAGUUAUUUUUAUUAAACAAUAAAAUGUAUUACGAUUUUAGCAACCAGUUUGGUCCCGACUUUUUUAAUAGACUUAUACCACAACAAAAUAAUAUGGUAAUCAUGGACAGCUACUAUGCCCCAAACCACCUACACGAGAUAUGGAAUAACAUAAACAAAUAUCAUCUGAUUUAUUUGGAAAUGGAAGAAAGUCCUGAAAAAUUAGAGCAACGAAUUAAAUUAGAAGACUGCAUUAAGGAUUAUCUUUGUAAUGCCUCCCACACCCAAAAAUUUGUAUACCCUCAAACGGCAGAGAUACUCGAGAGGUCUGCAAGUCACAAAAAAGAUUUCAGCGGCUAUAAAGCCGCAAACGGUUGGAAUGCAAUACAAAUGUAUGCUGGAAACCUACUGUCACAACCCUGGAGGAAAGAAUAUAGACAAAUAAAGACUUAUUCUGGCUUUUACAAACAUCAGAUCCAGGCGAAUUUGGACGGGGCGGAAAUAAUGUUUGAAGCUAUGGGCUAUAAACACGACGGGCAUGAGGUUUUAGUUUUGGAAGGGCCUGUUUGUCCGGAUACUGUUGCAAAUGUAUCGAAAGACUGUCUUAUUGCUUAUGUAGAGUGCCAAAUACUUAAAAUGAUAUGGGAGGAGGUGGCGUCGUCCGGUUACAAAGUGACGUGGCAGGACGUGCUGGACUUUCGAAAGUCGCACCUGUGCAGUCCCGAGCAAUCCAUCAAGACGCUAAAGUACCGGCAGCAGCAGAAGCACUACCAAACGCAGGAGCACUCGCGCAGCUACUCGCAAGGCUCCGACAUGCUCAAACAGACCCCCGCGCACGUCUUAAACCACUCGUUUCCGCCUUUAACUGCUGCGCACCACCACCUACCGAUAGGCGCGCCUCCUUACGGCUACGCCGGCAACUGCUGCGCCGCCUACGCGCCGCACUACGCGCACACCAACGGCUACGGCGCCUACAGCUCCAACGGGUACAUUGCGCACCAAGCGCCUGCCUAUUACUACCCCGUGCCCACUGCGCAGCUAAUAGAAGUGGAGAAUGGUGGUGGUGGUUCUUACGACGCCGUGGACGGCCGACAGCGGUACCACCGGGUGCAGGACGCUCUCCCGCCCAUACAACACCCCCCCACGAAAAACAAACCUCCCUCUUCUACAGACAAAGAGGACUCGUCUCAGUUUGAGGACUGGGACUACGUUUACCGCAACCUGGAGAGCCAGGGGUACUCGAAGGACUUGGGGGAGAGGGGGGACCUGCUCAGUCCCAGCGGGAGGCGCCGUUUCAGCGGGGCGUUGCACAAAAAGGUGAAGACUUCCGAUCUGGACGAGCUGAUGCAAAAUUUCGCGAUCAGGGAGGAUAAAUUCGAGCAGGAGAGGAAGCCGCAACAAGACAGGCACAGUUCGCAGGGUAGCUCCUACGAAAACAUGCCCAAUCCCACUGCGCACCACACGGAGAUAAAAAAGAAUAGCAACACCUACGCCAAACCGUUGACGAAAAGUCUAGCGAAAGAGAAAAUCCCGCCGAUCAAGGAAGCGACUCUGAUUGGCAGUAAAACGAGCGAAGCGAGAGGGGGCGCGGGAGGGGGGAGGGCGAAGGAGGAGAAGAAGGUGCAGGCCCAGCCUCAGGCGAACUCGAUCGAGGGGAAGGAGAGCAGCUGGCAAUGCCGGGCGUGUACGUACCUUAACGAGCGCCAGCGCGACAUAUGCGAGAUGUGCAGCAAGACGCGCAAGGCUUGUGGGGGCGGUAACGCGGGCGGCGGCGCCGACGAAGACAUGAAGAUGGAGAUCGGCGGGGCGGAGUGCAAAAAGUGCACGCUGGUGAAUCCCAAGGAUUCGCGCGCUUGCCAGGCCUGCGGGGCCAGCCUGAAAAAUUCCGCCACGUACAUUUGAAUUCGGCGGUACUUGCAGCACUUUCCUUUUCCGAACGACAAGCUGGAUUAACCGUUGGGACUUGUUAAUGCAGACAGAGAGUGGGGGGUGAUUUAAGCAGAGUGAUAUGUAGAAAAAACUGUCUACUACCUAUGUUAAUAAAUUUGCUCUUGUACAUAUUAACUAUACACACCAAAUUUAUUAUUUCUUCCUAAGAGGAACUUUAAACACAUCAUAACAUUAUUUUUAAUAGCUUAUUUAAACUGUACAUACUCUCUAUAUCCCAAUAAAAUUGUUAUGUACUUAUUUUUAAUUUAAUAGGCAUUUUUUUAGUCUUCCAGUAACUUUUUUUUAUUAUUUUUACUGUAAAUGUUGACGCUUAUAUUUUAUAAAUUUCGCAGUCAUAAAUUUAAAAGUUUUAAUUGUUAUCAGGGUAUUUUUUCGUAAUUACUCAACGUGAUUAGAUUUAAGCACAAAAUAUUGAAUUAUUUGUUAUUUA